AUGGGUUGCAGAGAUCCGACUACCGAAGAACCGUAUUCGGCUUUGGCUCAGCACGUUCGACACAGCUGGGAGGUGGCUUUGGCCUACAAUAAGGCCGCUUACAAGCUCCAAGGAGAGUUUGCGAGGCUGAACUUUCCCAAUCUUCGACAUCAAAUUAACGUCGGAGGAGAGUUUAGUGAUUAUGAGCCCUUGUAUUCCUCAGUGGAUGCGCUUCAGGCGAUUUGUCAAGGCCUAUCUACCUCGCAGAAAGAGGAGAAACUAGGGAAGCCUGCGUUUUAUUCCGAAAAGAAGGCGAACGGUGGUCAAUCGCAUUCACAAGCGCGUUCGCCAGUAGGCAAUGUAGAAUUUCUGGAAACGAAGGAUUGUAAGGUGGAGAGCGCACCAUCUUACUGUUCAUUGGGGUAA
Messenger RNA from Telopea speciosissima, 405 nucleotides. Its product is annotated as ethylene-responsive transcription factor RAP2-4-like. The transcript has a single exon. The coding region runs from base 1 to 405 and encodes 134 amino acids. Lineage: Eukaryota; Viridiplantae; Streptophyta; Magnoliopsida; Proteales; Proteaceae. The record is from RefSeq and is a predicted model, not a curated record.